This is a messenger RNA of Papaver somniferum (opium poppy), 1324 nucleotides long. RefSeq names its product transcription factor IIIA-like. Bases 223 to 1188 code for a protein of 321 amino acids. The transcript has 6 exons. Gene Ontology annotation, cellular component: nucleus. Lineage: Eukaryota; Viridiplantae; Streptophyta; Magnoliopsida; Ranunculales; Papaveraceae. Gene Ontology annotation, biological process: regulation of transcription by RNA polymerase II. The record is from RefSeq and is a predicted model, not a curated record.
UACAACUCCUGAAUAAAAAACCUAGAGAGAGAGAGAGACGGAGGGAGAGUUAGAGUGUUGAAAUCUAAGGAGAAGAUGGAAGAAAGUGGAGUUGAAAUAGAAAAGAAAGAAAAGCGUAAAGAUAUCAGACGUUUUUAAUGUGAAUUUUGUGGAAUUUGCAGGUCUAAGAAAUGUCUAAUCGCAUCUCAUCUUCAAACUCACCACAAGGAAGAGAUUGAAAAGAUGGAAAUUGACGAAAAAGAAGAGGCCAAACCAAAUAAUACUUGUGAAGAGUGUGGUGCUAGUUUUCAAAAGCCAGCUCACUUGAAACAACAUAUGCAGUGCCAUUCGCUCGAGAGGCCAUUUAGUUGCCCUGUUAAUGAUUGUCACUCAAGCUACAGAAGGAAAGAUCAUCUGAAUCGCCACUUGCUCCAGCACCAAGGGAAAAUAUUCUCAUGUCCUGUGGAGGGCUGCAACCAGAAAUUUGCUUACAAAGGCAAUGUGAAGCGGCACAUAGAGGAUAUGCAUGAGGAUGAAGGAUCUUCUUCUUCUAAUAGUCAAGGUCAAACACAACAUAUUUGCCAAGAAAUUGGAUGUGGGAAGGUGUUCAAGUAUGCCUCAAGGCUGAGGAAACAUGAAGAGUCUCAUGUGAAACUGGAGUCUGUUGAGGCAAUCUGCUGUGAACCUGACUGUAUGAAAUAUUUUGCCAAUAAUGAUUGCCUUAAGGCUCAUGUUCAAUCAUGCCACCAACAUGUUCUUUGUGAGGUUUGUGGGACCAAGCAGUUGAAGAAAAAUAUGAAGCGGCAUAUGCGGGGACAUGAAAUUGCAGGCUCAACUGAAAGGAUAAAGUGCAGCAUCAAGGGUUGUGAAUGCACAUUUGCAACUAAAUCAAAUCUCAACCAGCAUGUCAAGUCCGUUCAUCUCCAGCUUCGACCAUUUGCAUGCCGGUUUCCAGAUUGCGGUCAAAGGUUUUCAUUCAAGCACGUGAGGGAUAACCAUGAGAAAUCUGGGUCUCAUGUGUAUGUCCAUGGGGAUUUCCAAGAGGCAGAUGAACACUUCCAAGCUAGAGCAAAGGGAGGGCGAAAGAGGACAUGCCCAACUGUAGAAACUUUACUAAGAAAGAGAGUUGUUCCACCCAGUCACACUGACUCAGCCUUGAAUUAUGGUUCUGAAUACCUUGCAUGGUUGCUUUCUGCAGAGGAUGACUAGUAGCACGUCACUGUUUAAUAACCUUACUUUUUUGUUUUGUUUAUAUGUAAAAAUCGACGUUUAUAAUUAGAAGUUAUUAUUUCUUCCCUGUAAUCCUGUCUUGGCUUUAGAUCUUCAGUAUAACCAAGUUCAUUCC